AUGUUCCCUAACCAGGAGCAUGCCUGUGAGUUUUGUCAGCUCUGUGUGGCAGGGACUUACCAGGACCAAAAGGCACAAGGGUCCUGUAAAUUUUGUCCAGCAGGCUAUACCAGCACCACUAUGAAGGAUCGGUGUGAUGUAUGUCCAACAAAUACAUACUCGGAUGCACUUGGCAGUACUUGUGUGGCUUGUCCUUCAACAGCAGAGUGUCCAUGUCUAGUGUCCGGCUCUCCUUGUCACAGCAGCAGUCUGUGUUACAACAUGAAAAAUGGAGGCACAUACACGGCAGGUUGUCUUUCCUGUCCGCCUGGCUUCACUGGAGACGGGAUCACUUGUACAGACAUCAAUGAGUGUACACUAAACAACCCAUGCUGGAACAACAGCGCCUGUAUAAACACUUCUCCAGGGUACCAGUGCAGUGCCUGUCCCUUCGGCUACACAGGAACUUUCGAGGAUGCACUCUCCAUGGAGAUACACAGACGCACAUUUGAGCUGUAUAAUACUCUUUGGACUAGUGCUAACCAAUCAUGUGCUGAUAUAGAUGAAUGUCUUGUCAAUAAUGGCGGAUGUAAUGCCAAUUCAUUCUGCUACAAUACCGUGGGGAGCUACUACUGUGGGUUUUGUAUGACUGGCUACAUAGGAGACUCUGUUAGUGGCUGUAGGCUGGCUGACUACUGCGCAGCGGGGACCCACCUUUGUAACUCCAACGCCGACUGUGCAUACACUGGUCCAGCAGAAUAUCGUUGUGAGUGUAAAGCAGGCUGGGCAGGAGAUGGGUAUAUUUGUGGAGAAGACACUGAUGUGGAUGGAAACCCAGACGUAGGACAAUCCUGCUCCUCCAGAAAAUGUGUGAAGGACAAUUGUCCGCUCAAGGCUAACAGUGGACAAGAGGACAGUGAUGGUGACUCAGAAGGCGACAUAUGUGACUAUGACUCCGACAAUGAUAAUAUCUUCUUCGAUGAGUCAGACAACUGCCCGUAUGUGUCUAAUGUGAACCAGCUGGACACAGAUGGGGAUGGUCGUGGAGAUGUUUGUGACAACUGUGUCAACAAUGCCAACUUUGAUCAGGCUGAUGUGGACGGAGAUGGAUUAGGGGAUGUCUGUGAUACUGACAUUGAUGGGGAUGGUAUUCUUAAUGGAGCAGAUAAUUGUCCAUAUGUAUCCAAUGCAGCACAGACCGACACAGAUUCAGACACUGUUGGUGAUAGUUGUGAUAAUUGUCCAUCAGUAGCUAAUGCUGCACAAACAGACACCAAUGAGAAUGCUGUCGGAGAUGUCUGUGAUGGCAGUGACAGGGAUGGAGAUAGCAUCCCAGAUGCCCUUGAUAAUUGUCCUGAGAUUGCAAAUGGUGAGCAGACAGACACAGAUGGGGAUGGAAUAGGAGAUUACUGUGAUACUGAUAUAGAUGGUGACAGUAUUCUCAACACAGUGGACAAUUGUGUUUAUGUAUCCAAUGCUGCACAAACAGACACUGAUGGAAACCACAGAGGAGAUGCUUGUGAGAGUGACCUUGACUUUGAUAGCGUGCUGGAUGUAAACGAUGUCUGUCCAAAGAAUAAAGACAUUACAGUCACUUCAUUCGCCAACUACAUCACAUUGGAUCUCAACCCAGAUUUGACGACAGAGAACGCCUCAGUGUGGUCAAUACAAGACACAGGGAGGGAGAUCUGGCAAAUGCAAUCAACACUGAAACCAGUUGCUCUCAUUGGAAACCACUACUUUGACCAUGUGACCCUCACUGGGACAACUUUUGUGAAUCUAGAAGAAUGCUACGGAGCGAUUGGGUUGAUAGUUGGUUACCAAAGUAAUACAAAGUACUAUCUUGUUACCUGGCGACACAUCCACUUCAACCUUGAAGACCGUGGCGGCAUCAAAGGGGUGCAACUCUGGCUGAUAGACUCGACCACUGCCCCAGGGACAAAUUACGCAAAAGCUCUGUAUCAUGGAUGUGACACUGCUGACACUUCUACACUCCUCUGGCAGGACCCAACUCUAACUGGCUGGGAGUGUAUUACUGGGUACAAGUGGACUGUACAACACAGCCCCUCAGUGGGCCUCCUUAGAGUGCUUAUAGAACAAGGAACGACAACCAUUGCCGAUUCUGGCUACAUAUACAAUGUUGCUAUCAAUGGUGGACGCUUAGGUGUGUUUUCUUAUAACCAGACCCAGUCAGUGUGGUCUAACCUCCAAUACAGAUGUACAGACAGACUGAACUAUGCUUUGGAGUUCGAAGGAUCAAACACCUAUGGAGAAAUAGCUAAUCUUUCUAACCUGGCUAUAGUGAAAAGUUUUACUUUUGAGGCCUGGAUCUACCUACCGAGUAGUGCUCCCUCAACCAAACUACCAAUCCUGUGUACCCUGUCUAAGGAACUGUGUCUGUUUAUAGAGGACAGCACCUUCCACACACAAAUUGGGUCACAUAUUGUAGAUGGUAGUACGACAAUUACUGCUGACACCUGGACACACAUAGCCACACGAUACAACGCUCAACAGGGAACACUGACCAUGUUUGUUAAUGGUGCUGAUGGUGGUGUCACCAAGGAUGUAGAGAAUACUACAAUGGCAGAGGUGACAUGGGAUCCUAAUUUGACUUUGUAUAUGGGAAGAGACAGCAGUAAUUACUUCAAUGGCAAAAUUGAUGAGGUGAGGAUCUACAACGUUCAAAUACCCGAUACAGAGAUUGACUCCUACUGGCAGAAAGCAGGAAUGGACCGCGAGUACAAACAGUUCACAUUGUCAGCUCACUACACAAUGGAUGGUAACACACAGAGUAAGUAG
This is a messenger RNA of Ylistrum balloti, 2778 nucleotides long. RefSeq names its product cartilage oligomeric matrix protein-like. The transcript is spliced from 19 exons. Gene Ontology annotation, molecular function: calcium ion binding. Gene Ontology annotation, biological process: cell adhesion. Gene Ontology annotation, cellular component: extracellular region. The record is from RefSeq and is a predicted model, not a curated record. NCBI's taxonomy places the organism in Eukaryota, Metazoa, Mollusca, Bivalvia, Pectinida, Pectinidae. The coding region runs from base 1 to 2778 and encodes 925 amino acids.